Molecule: messenger RNA, 312 nt
Organism: Peronospora matthiolae
Lineage: Eukaryota; Oomycota; Peronosporomycetes; Peronosporales; Peronosporaceae
Source: the annotation of a GenBank genome assembly
AUGCAUCGAAUGGCUUGCAAACGUCUACUGGUCCAGCGGUCAGCCGACGCGGCGGCUCAAGCUGCCGUCACUCCUGAAGCAGUAUCGGCGGCCUCUUUGCCCAGCACCGAGGUCGUGCAGCCAGGUGCGUCAUAUGCGUCCCUUUUGGUAACAGAAGCGCGUUGGCGAGACCCAACGGUGGUCCCACGCCAACCAGCUCCUUUACCGUCACCUGGGCGACAUUGGCUUUCGAGCCCCAUCCGAGGACGGGGGGGGGGCUCUGGCAGCACGGUACAGCUGCGCCGUCUCCUGCUGCUACAAGGAUCCAAAUAG